CCGCAAGAAGUACCGGGAAGGUAAACAGCGAGCUCGAGCGAGGGGGGAGGGGAGGCGUCGUCGCCCCCAGCCCCCUGUCACCUCUCCCCUCCCCCAAGGGGCCACCAUUACAACCUGAAGGAGCUGCACGUCAGCCCCUGCCCGUGCCGCUCUCCCGGGCCCGGACGCCCCCUCCUCGGUCCGGCCCUCGGUCGGCGUCGGGCGCGCUCCGCCCGCCCCCUGGUCGCGGAGGGCCCUGGCGGAGAGUUCCGGGGCCGCCGCGGGACGGAGUCCCCGCCCCUCCCGGCCAGUCCCCUGGGCCCCGUCGGGGGGCCGGGCGUGUUGUCACCACACGCACCCGCACCCGCACCCGCACCCUCACUCACACACCCACGCACACGCGCGCGCGCGCGCACACGCGCCCGCCCCGCCGAGGCGAAGGUAAACGGCGGAGGCAGGUAGAACGCGUAGGGGAGCGCCAGCCGCGGAGGAAGCCGGAGUUGCCGCUCGCCGCCUCGCGCCGACCAGCCUGCGUGACGUGCCGCCCCCGACUGACCCCUCGGAGGCCGGGGCUGCGGAGUCGGCGGGCCGCCGCGCCGACCGGACUUCACCUUGCUAACGGGGGAGGGGCGCCCCCGCCCCCAGCCUGACCUCCGCGCGCGUCUCGCCGGGGAAGAGCUGUGGGGCAGGUUCUCGAGCUCCCCCGAUAGCUCUGCGUGGUCAGCUCCUCCCGAGGACGCCGACGCCGACGCCGACGCCGUCGCCGGGAACCGUAUCCUAUGGAAGAUCUUAAGUAGCCUCUGCUGCUGCCGCCCCGGGAGCGUUGCUAGUUGGAUCUGCGGUUAUCCGUGGUGGUUUUAAAUACCAGGCUUCUUGACGGAGCUGUUGUCGAAGACUGCACUGACCACGUGAAAAUGACCAGUUUUUUGUUUUGCUUUUGGUUUUUUUUGUUUUUUUUUUUUUUGUUUUUUUUCCCCCACACGCUCGGGAGAGAUUUCCUCCGUGCAUCAAAACGGGGAGGGGGGGGCGGCGGGCGGCGGGCGGCGGGGGAGGUCACCUCCCGCUUGCGCUCACUUUGACUUAAUCGCACACUGAAAAGACGGCAGCCUUCUAGUGUUAGCUUUAUACCUCGUUAAAUUCGGGGUUAGAAGCAAAAUUGUGACAGCGCCGUGCGACUGCAUGUUACUUUCGCUUUACACGACACUUUUUCAGUUAUCCCAGAAGAUUAAAAAGAAGCGUCUUUUGUUCCCGUGAAUGCGGCUGGUGUGUUUCAUUUUUUCGAACUUGAAUUCAAAGUUUCCCUCCCUUGGCGACUCCAGCUUAGCUUUCGGAUCGGAUCUACGUAGCUGCUUAAAGAGUCCUCCUCAAAGAUGGCCUGUCGUUAUUGUUUAUGGGAGAUUUUGAUAAGAUCUGGCGAGAACAUUGUGAGGAUGAGGAAACACUUUGUGAAUAUGCUGUUGCAAUGAAAAAUUUGGCAGAUAACCAUUGGGCAAAAACUUGUGAGGGCGAAGGUCGUAUUGAAUGGUGUUGUAGUGUAUGCAGAGAAUAUUUCCAAAAUGGUGGGAAGAGAAAAGCACUUGAAAAAGAUGAAAAAAGAGCUGUACUCGCCACUAAGACCACUCCAGCCUUAAAUUCACAUGAGUCUUCUAAACUUGAAGGUCAUUUAACCAACCUCAGCUUUACAAACCCUGAAUUUAUAACUGAGUUGCUCCAGACCUCAGGAAAGAUCAGAUUACUUGAUGUUGGCAGCUGCUUUAACCCAUUUCUGAAGUUUGAAGAAUUUCUAACUGUUGGCAUAGACAUCGUACCUGCUGUAGAGAGUGUAUAUAAAUGUGACUUCCUGAACUUGCAGCUUCAGCAGCCACUCCAGCUUGCGCAGGAUGCUAUAGAUGCCUUUUUGAAGCAGCUGAAAAACCCUAUUGAUUCUCUUCCUGGAGAACUUUUCCACGUGGUGGUUUUCUCUCUCCUCCUUUCUUAUUUUCCAUCGCCUUACCAACGGUGGAUUUGCUGCAAGAAAGCCCAUGAACUGUUAGUGUUAAAUGGUUUAUUGCUUAUCAUCACACCUGAUUCCUCCCAUCAGAACCGUCAUGCUAUGAUGAUGAAAAGCUGGAAGAUUGCUAUAGAAUCCCUGGGCUUUAAACGUUUCAAGUAUUCAAAAUUUUCACAUAUGCAUUUGAUGGCAUUUAGAAAAACCUCCCUAAAAACCACAAGUGACUUGGUUAGUAGGAACUACCCAGGGAUGUUAUAUAUUCCUCAAGAUUUCAACAGUAUAGAAGAGGAGGAAUAUUCUAAUCCUUCGUGCUACGUUCGAUCAGAUAUAGAAGAUGAACAACUAGCAUAUGGUUUCACAGAGCUCCCUGAUGCUCCAUACGACUCAGAUUCUGGAGAAAGUCAAGCCAGCUCUAUUCCUUUCUAUGAGCUAGAAGAUCCUAUAUUACUUUUAAGUUAAUAUCAAAGUAAAAGGCCCUUUCAGUCCGGACUCCUAAACUAAUUGCUUACACUAAUCAGAAAUACUAACAUGAACUCAGUACUUAAACCUGGUUUGCAUAGAAGAAAUGCAAAGGUUUACAGAGUUUGCUAUUUUUUUCUACUUCUGGAUUUUAAAAUUUAUUCUUAUAUAGAAAGCUUAAAGUUUCAUGCAGAGUGACUCCUGUCAUAGCAGAAACCACUGUUACUUUAGCAUUUAGCACUAAGAUAUCAUAGAAAGGUACCUUUUUUCUUUAGUGCUAUUGUGAAAAGUGAAGCAUAACUUGCUAUGUAUUUUCUUUUAAUCUUUCAGUGUUGACUUUUAAACCAUUGCAAUGAGAAAGAUAUGUAGAAAGCUGUAGCUUGCACUUUGAUGACUCACAAGUUAAAUGUGACACAGAGAUAGAUUGGUUUAGUUGUUUUGUGAUGCACUUACUCUCUUUUCUAGCUAAAUUGUUAUCUGUUACAGAAAGCCAUUUUCUGCAGUUUUGUCUGAUGAUCCAGCAUUUCAUCAACAUUUUGGAAUUGAUAAUUUGUUUUCUUUUUUGCUCAUUUGGCAGCAUCAGACAUUUGGGGAAAGAUUUCCCCCAAGUAUGUAUUCUAAUUUCAUUAGUACAGUAUAAUCAACACCAUUGCCAAAGUAGAAUGUUCGUAUCUUUCAUAUUGAUUUAGGCCUUGGUGUUAAGUAUAUUUAACUGUGAGAGUUCACUCUUACCUUUUUUAAAUUUAGUUUUCAUUUACAAAAUUUUCUAUUUAAGCAAGGAACAAUACUCAAUCCUGACCUGAAACACCUUUGUGAAAGGGUUUGCACUUGUUAGAGUUUAUGUUCUGUCUAGACCAACCUUGUUAGGGUCCUCACCUUUCCAUUAAGGAGGUGUGCUGCACUACAAGUCUGGAAUUAUAUAGAAACAUUUUAAAUUAACCCUCUGCUAGCAAUCUCAUAAAAUGGUUUUGACCUUUCGAUAUUCUAAUUUCUAUCAAAAUUCUAGCAGGAAAUUUUCUUUUGAUAUAUAAACCGUUAGUUGGCUGUGGGAAUUUUCCCUUUCCACAUUGAUAAAUAACUUUGUGUUUCUGAAUCAGAAGCAAAUGAUUAAGAAGAAAAAUAUGUCCAAACAAGACAAGAUUAGUUUAAAUAGCUAAGAACAUUUGGUCCACAUUGUCUUGUCAGCCAGCAAUUGUCAUGUAAACUGUCAUUUUUAAGAGUGCCACUGUGUGGAUUUUUUUUUCAAGUGGUUAUUACAUUAAAAUUACCUCAUACUGAGGUUUUUGCACUGAAAUAUCACAGUUUCAGAAUUCAUGGUUAAUGUGUGUGUGCGUGUGUGGGGGUGUGUGUGUGUGUGGGUGUUUUUAAAGGAAACUUGCAUUUUCAAUAGUUGAUCCUAAAUUUCAUAAACUGCACUUCUUUACUCUGGUAAAACUGAUGUUUUUGUGCUUAUUGUGAGUUGCUGUAGUUAACUUUGAAUGUCAAACUUUAUUUAGAAAGACAAAACUUCCCUUUAAGAUAUCAGUGUUUGGAUAUAUAUACCUGAUACUUCAAAUUAAAUUUCACAUUCUAAAUUAAUAAAGUAACAGGAUUGUAAUUAACCUGAAAAGUCAGUUGAAUGAAUGCAAUAAAUAUCGGUUGCUCAACUAUGCCAAAAGUAAUUUGAAAGGUUUCAUUUACUUUCAAUAGCCUGAGUCCUUAAUAAUUAGAAUUGACUUCUCUUUCCAGUUAAGUACUACAGGUCAUAUCUUGUAUCUUCCCCCAAAAGAAGGGGGGGAAAUCCCCCACUGUGUUCAGGUAACACAAAACUGUAUUUUCAUAGUACCUCUUUUACCAUACUGCCCAUUUCCUUUGAUUUGGCUGAAUAGAAUCUUAAAGGCAAACAAUAUAUCUAAUUAAAAUGCUUUGAAAGUAAAUGAAAACUGCGCUUUUGAGAGGCUGGUGUAAGUAUGACCUUGGAGUCAGCCUUUGUGUUACAGCUAAAAUGUUGGUGCUAUAAAUUCUUCUGAUUGUUUACAGAUGUUGAUUCUGCUUAUGCUCCAAAGUGUGCAUGAUUUAUUUUAAGUAGUACUUAAAAGAAAAGUCUCUUUAUAAAACCUACUCCCACUUAGUAAAAAUUUGUUUGGAUUUAUAAAUAUCAUUUGUUACUGUAAAUUCAGCUUCAAAUUAGGUUGGUACAGGAUUUAAACUAAUACAUAUUCCACCAAAGCCAAUUUAACAUUUAAGUGUUAAAAUAUAAGCAGUCCUUGUGGCUUGGUGCCAGAUUAUAUAUGUAAUGACAAGAGAAGUUAACAGAGCCUUUUAAUACUGUGUGGGUACUCUUGAGAGUGAUUUCAUUUGGAUAUAAGUAAAUUUUAAGGCAUCUCCUGUCUCAUAACAGGAUUCUCCAAAAUAUUUGGAGUUUCAAACUAAAUGAUAUUCGGUUAGAUUCUUCAGGAUCAUGACUAGAUCAAAAAUGGUUUAUAUCGUAGUUGCCAAACGGUGGGAGAUGGCAUACCUGAAAAUGUAUGUUUGUGUUUGUUGUAUUUUUUCACAUUUUGUGAACAAAGCACAUUUAUUAAAAAUUUUAA
Nyctereutes procyonoides (raccoon dog) is the source of this 4998-nucleotide messenger RNA. RefSeq names its product base methyltransferase of 25S rRNA 2 homolog (gene BMT2). The record is from RefSeq and is a predicted model, not a curated record. NCBI's taxonomy places the organism in Eukaryota, Metazoa, Chordata, Mammalia, Carnivora, Canidae. Gene Ontology annotation, biological process: negative regulation of TORC1 signaling. Bases 1370 to 2428 code for a protein of 352 amino acids. The transcript has 5 exons.